Melampsora larici-populina 98AG31 is the source of this 1983-nucleotide messenger RNA. RefSeq lists its product as uncharacterized. The coding region runs from base 1 to 1983 and encodes 660 amino acids. The transcript has 4 exons. Gene Ontology annotation, cellular component: dynactin complex. The record is from RefSeq and is a predicted model, not a curated record. Lineage: Eukaryota; Fungi; Basidiomycota; Pucciniomycetes; Pucciniales; Melampsoraceae.
AUGACCACUUCCGUUCAUUACCUUUGUCCACAUACCGCUCCAAUCUCAUCCACUCCACCUAACUUCGAUUCAAACAACACUUCAAUCUCGACCCCUCAUCCAUCUCAUUAUCAUUCACUUUCUUCUUUACUAUUUUGUGAAGAAUGUGAUGCAAUCAGAUGUGAUCAUUGUGUGAAUUGUGAAUUAAAUUGUUAUUAUUGUCCAAAUUGUCUUUUUGAAGUACCUUCUGCUAACAUUAGAGCUCAAAAGAAUAGAUGUGGUCGAAAUUGUUUCUUAUGUCCUCAAUGUCAUAAUACUCUAGCAGCAGUAGCAAGUGAUCCACCACCCAGUUCGUUUGAUAAUGAUCCAAAAGCACCUCAAGCUAGUAUUGGUGAACCUCCUUAUUUCUUAACAUGUACGUUUUGUAGAUGGGAUAGUAAACAAGUAGGCAUCUUUUUCGAAAAACCGACUUUUUUAGCUCAACAAUUACAAAAUGCCGAUUCUAAUGCACCUGAAUUAGCUGAAUUCGAUCAAUUAAAAGAUCAUUUUGAAUCUUAUCUUAAAUCUCAAAAUCAAUCCAACACUGGAACUUCACAUCAUCAUUCAAGAGGUUUAAUCUCUUCUAGUUCUUCUGCACAACUUGCUGCUUCUUUAGCUUUAUCCAAAGAAGUACCUCAAGUCACUCGAUAUGGAACUCAACUUGGUUUACAUUCAUCGGUUUUUAAAGUUAGAUCUACGAGUACUGUACUACCUUCAUCUUCAUCUGGUCAUCUCAGUCUUGGAGGAGGUUCUAAAGAAGGUGAUUAUAUUUAUGAAGCUGUCUUUCCGACUGGAGGAACUCUCGACACAAGAGAAUCUGUACAAGAAAAAUAUGAAGCAAGAUAUGAUCUUUAUCGACAUGGACCCAAGAACUCAUCAGAAGGGACUCAUUCAUCCGAAAUUCAUGCAGAUCAAUUCUCGCCUCUCAAUAAGAGAUGGGAUGAAGUUUGGGAAACGUUGGAUUUGGCUAAAGAUUUAAAACCCAUGCGAAUCCCACUUCGUUCGAAACGUACCAAACGAUGCCCUACAUGUGAACACAUUUUAAUUAAACCUGAACAAAAAGCUCAAUCAAUUCGAUUCAAGAUCAAAUUAGUGGCAUCUAAUUAUUUACCUUUGAUCGAAUUAUCACGUAAAAGAUUGAUGCCUAAGAACUUGGUAGCUGAUCGCUUAACAUCGGGUGCUAGUGCCGCUCGAAAGAAUGCUUCACGGCCUGGGAGUGGAACUAGUAGUAAUCCAUUACUGAGUAGGGUUGGAGAUGUGGUAGAUGAAGUGAUUCGACCGGAUCGAAAGUAUCAAUUCGAGUUAACAUUUGUGAAUCCACUUUAUGAGCCUAUCAAUGUUAGACUUUCGAUUGCACCACCUCGACCGAUUCCAACACCAGAUGGAUCAUCUACUCAAGCACCUUUUGCUGUACAUAUCUUAGCACCUGAAUUCACGAUUGCCGCGUUUGCAGAAGUUUGGGAAUAUGAUGCUGAUGAAGAAAAUGAAGGAGCCAAUCAUGAUCAUGAGGCUGGUUAUGAUGUUGGAGAAGGAGAUGAAAAUACGACGACGAAACGGAGUCGACUUAGUACCUUUGGUAUUACUGAUUCUAUGCGACGUAGGACGUUACAGUCAAAUCCGGUGGUGACUAGAAGAGCGAAUCGGACUACUGUUCUGGUGGAAACGAAAACCAGUAAAGAUUUUGUUGGAACCCUACAAGCGGAUAUGUUGGUAACCUUUACAUAUAGAUCAGAUGAAUUUGAAGAAGAUUUAGAUGAUUCGUUACAUGCACAUCAUGCUCGUAAGAAAAAAAGUGGAACACCUAUAGGAGGAGAAGAUGAAGAUGAAGAUGAACAUCAAAAAUCAUUUACGUUUUGGACUAAAUUGAGUUUUGGUGAAGUUUCACCUGUUCCGGUACUUCAAUCUAGUACAUCGGUUGGUACUUCGAUUAGAAAGAAAAGUUCAGUAGCUAAUGUUGGAACAUAA